CUCCCAGCAGAUACAGAAACUGGAUGAAAAGGGAGUCAACUGGGCAGAUCUGAAAGGAGUCGACUGCUGCUCUUGCAGGCCAAGUCAGCUGUGAAUUGUUAUGUUAGUAACUGUAGCAAGAGGACUACCUAAGAAAAAGUGGUUCUAGCAGCUGCUAAGGUGCCUGUGGAAGGCCAGGAUGAAUGAAGAAUCCAAGAUGAGACUGUCCAUUCCAGUUCUAAGAGGCAAACUUCAGGACCAAACGGAAGUCCCUCAUGGAAAAGAGACAACCAAGCAGAAAGAUGGACAUCCCACCAGAAAAACAUCUGAAACCACAGAGACUCUAUUCAUCACUUCUGCAGAGCAAAAGUUGUGGGAACAGCUUCUGGGACACCUCUCUCCAUCUUUUUGGGAAGUUAAGAUUUCAAGAGCACCCCAAAGAGACUUGCCAGCUCUCUCUUUUACAGGCUCCCCAGAGGCAGUUUUGAGAGCCAAAGAAACCAUCAGCCAUUUGCUCAUUUUGGUAGGCUCACAGGUUAAAGUCAACCUGAUGGAUGUUCCACAACUCAAAGUUGUCGGAUUUUUCCAACUCCACAAGGGAUUCCAUCUUUUCCUAUGGGAAGGAGAAGCUUCUCAUAUCAGAGUGGAUGCUGUAGUGAGGAUCGGGACCAGUGGUGGUCUGGGCUAUGGAAAUACUGUGCUUGCUCAGAGGGUGUGGAGCCCAGAAGGGGCUCUUUAUACUAAUUUGGACAUUCACUUUUCAGACCCACCAACAGUAGAACUAGCAGCUGGGAUGGUGAAACUGGCCUUGGAGGCCGCCUUCCGAAAAGGGUUCCAGUCUGUAGUUAUAUCUUACUCAGGCAGUACCAUCUCUACAUCUGAAGCUGAGGUGAUAGUUGUAGGAAUGGAAGCCUUUAGGAAAAACCAUCCUGUAGCCCCCUUGAAAAGCAUUCAUGUGGUCUUUGGAGAUGGAAAGGCCACUACAGUAUUCUACAAGGAGUGUCAGAAGCACUGGUGUUCUGGAAAGAAUGACUUAGAGAAGUUUAAAAACAUGCUAUUGUCUUUAGAAUCCACCAGGAUUGACGUAGUGACCAGUCCACAUAUAAAGAAAAAAGCAGAUGUGGUGGUUCUCCCCCUGGUGCUGGAUUCAGAUGGGCUGGACUGGGGCUCAGGAGCCCGUGCCAUCACACAGAAGGCUCUGGAGGCAAUCCCACAUGCUGCUGACUUGUGUCCAGGGGACAUUCUUUUGGUGUCAGGUUCAGCCUUUCCAGAGUUUGGCUGUAGAGAGACAUACCUGGUAAGGCUUGAUGACUCACAGAAGCAGCAGCCUGAAGAAGCCCGUAAGCAGGCUAUUCGAAACAUGGUCUGGAGCUGUCUCAGUACCUUCUACGGGUCCUUCCUGAAAUCCAUUGUGUUUCCCAUCCUCCAGCCAACAGAUGUAGGUCAAGCUGUGAAGUGGGAAUGGCUCCUUAUCUUGCUGGAGGAAAUUAAUCAGUUCUUGAAAAGUUUUCCCAACACUUGGAUGAAGCUGGUGCAAAUCGUUCCCCUUCCAGGAUGGACUCUGCCUUGCCUGGUAGAAGAUUCUCUCUCUUUUGCUGUAGAGCCAAUAGGUUUAUGUCAUAUGGAGGACCCAAUUUUUCUCCAGUACCUAGAUGAGAACCCAAGUGCCUUUAAUGAAUUUCAAGUGCAACUGAAGAGGGCUGGUUAUGACAUCCAAAUAGACUUACAUUGGAGACUGUUGAUGUUCCAGGCCAUGAAUCAGUCUGUGCAGCUGCUUGACUUAGGAAAAGCCUUUCAGUUUGUGCGGGAAAAGUAUGUACUGCAUUGUGAGAGACGUGAAGAAAUUCUAGAAGUCCUGCGUGAUCAACAGAGCCUUAUGAAGAGAUUCAAAUCCAUCAGGAUCUACAUCCUGGACAGAAUGUGGCUUGUAGGCCUGUUUGAUGAGGUCAGCUCUUUCUUACAAUGCCUUGCCUACGAGGCCUCUCAGAGGCAACUGGUAAGCUCAGAGUGCUCGGCUGAACCACUGCCCCGCUAUACUAUUGUCAAAGAUGUUGUGCUUCAGGAGAUACUCCCAUCCAAUCCUUUGAUAAAGCUUGAGAUUAUUGCUAAAACUCCAGCCACUAUCAGAUUCUGGGGACGCCGUCAGAGUGUCAGGGAAGCAGAAAGGCGUCUUAUGGAGCUCAUCAACAGCUUCCAGAUUCUACCAGUCCCUCUGUCCUAUUUCCAGUUACAGUUUGUCAAGGUACAGUGGGACAAACUGUUCUACAACAACUUCUUCUUAGAGAGGAAGAUCCCAGUUGUUUUAGAGCUCUCUCAAGUUAUCCAGAUUUCUGGCCUAGACUUGGGUAAAAUGAGUGCAGCCAAAGAGAUCCUUAUGAAGCAAGUGUGUGAAAGGACGGUGGAGAUUGCAGAGGACUUGAAGUGGGCUACUGAGUGCACAGAGUGGAAGGAGUUGCUGCAAAGGUUGGGGACCCAUAAGGAAAUAGCCAUUCAUCAUGUUGCACCUGGUUGGGUGAUUGUGGUUGGCCUCUGUCCUCCGGUCAUUCAAGCAGAAGAAUCUAUUAAGGAAUAUUUGAGAGAUAAUUCCCCAAUGGAAGAAAGAGUGAGUCUUGCUAGACCAGAAUUAGCUUUAGCUGGGAAGAAUCUGCUUUAUAUAAUGGACUGGGAACAUCUCAACAUGAAUGUUGUACUCCAGCUGAACAGUCAGCCUUUAGUGCUGCAGGUGAGAGGUCUUCAAAAACAUGUGAGAGAAGCCAUGCCAACCAUUAAGAGGGUCUUAGAUUCUUUGGUGCUUGAUAAAGUGCCUCUAAAGAAGAGGAUUCUUAGUGAAUACUUCUCUGGAGUUGGAGCAAGUCUGCUAAAGAACAUGGCUUGGCAGUUGAGCUGCAUUGUUGGGAUGAAGAGUCAAGAGUUUUACUGUUGGAAUAGUACAAUGAAUAAUGAGGAUCCCAUGAAAGAGAGUUUUGCUACAGGCUGCACAGGAACAAUAUAUGUAAUGGGCAAAUGGAACCAUGUGAACUGUUUGAAGCAAAAUGUGGCUGGCUUCAUUGCAAAGUUCUCUAAAAAAUCCAUCUGUCAUAAAGCAAUAGCGACUUUCAAAAAUGUCAACAGUGGUGAAUUCCUUAAGAAUGUAUUGCAUGAGUUUCCCAUAGAUAUCCGUUGGUUGCAGGAUGAUGAACUCCAGAUUUGUGGCUUCCAAGAAGAUGUGGGGAAUGUUCUGGAAGCUGUUCAUAGAAAGAUUGAAGAAUACCAGUCUGAAAUGAUUGAAGUCAAAGCUCAGUAUGAGUCAGUCCCUUGCAUUGUUGUAAAAGAAAGUUUGUUCCAAGAGAGAUUUCCAGCAAACUCUUUUGUAAGCAUAAAAGUGCUGGCUGAAGAUCCAACAACUAUCAUAUUUAGAGGUCCCCGUCAGAAGUUGGUAGAACUGAAGAGGCAGUUUGAGGAGCUCCUUAGUGGUUUCCAAUUUUUACCAGUCCCUCUCUCCAAACUCCAGUUUCAGUUUGUCAUGGCACAAUGGGGCAAGCUCUUUCACAACAGCUUUUUUUUGGAGAGGAGCCUCCCAGCCAUUUUGGACAUCUCUGAAAUUGUCCAAGUCAGUGGCUUAGACUUGGGUGAAAUAAAAGAAGCAAAAAAGAUCCUUAUGGAACAGGUGUGUGAGAAGACAGUGGAGAUUGCAGAUCAGUUGCAAUGGGUCACUAAGUGUAAAGAGUGGGGACAGUUGUUAAACAGAUUAAAGUCUCAUAAGGACGUUGUUGUUCAUUACACUCCAUCCAAUCAGGUGACACUGGUUGGUCUCUGUUCUCGGACUGCUGAGGUAGAAGAAUGUAUUCAGGAGUACUUAUCUCUUAAUUCCCCAAUGAAGGACACUAUGAUAUUUACUAAACCAGAACUAGUAUUAGCUGGGGAGAGUCUUCUUCAUAUUAUGGAUUGGGAACACCUCAGUGUGAGCAUCAAAUUUAAGCCAAGCAGUCAGAUGUUGUCAUUGCAAGUGAAAGGUCUCCGGAAAUUUGUGCAGGAAGCCAUCCCAAUUAUUAAGGAAGAUUUGGAUUCUCUGAUGUUUGGUAUAAUACCUCUGAAGAAGAAAGUACUACACGUCUACUUCUCUGAGGGUGGGGCAGAUUUGCUGAAGAAAAUGGCAAAAACACAGAAUUGUAUUGUAAGAAUGCAAAUCAAGGAGAGCCAUAGCUCUAGCAAUGGGAUCACCAAUCGUAAUGAAAAUGUGCUGCAAGGUUUAGCUGAGGACCACAGGGCUGUGGUCCAUGUAGUUGGCAAAGAAAGAAAUGUGACUUCACUCAAGCAGCAUUUGUCUGGGUUCAUUGCUAAAUUCCACAAAAAAACCAUCUGUAGUGCAGAGAUAUCAGCAUUAAGUGAUGAAAACCUUAAAGCACUUUGUGAAGAUACCUCACAUCAAUAUCCGGUUGUCUUUCAUCUCCUAAGAGGGAAUGUGGUUCAGGUUUGUGGUUCUCAAGAAGAUGUUGAAAAUGUUAUCGGGAAGAUUUACAUAAAGUUAGAGGAAGCUCUCUUUACAAAGAUCGAAAAAGCCCAAGCUGAACAAAUAGAUUCCAAGCUUCUGUAUGAAACUGUCCGUUGGUAUCAUAAGACAGAUGCUGGAUGGUCUACCUUUGACAUAAUAACCAAUCACAAUCUGGAGCUGGCUUAUGGCGAGAAGAAAAUGUCAGCACUAGUGCUAUGGGAUGGAGCAAAAGUUAAGAUCAACUUUCUGAAGUGUGAAGCCACCAUGCCAGGCAACAAAAAAAUCAGGAUAAAGAGAGAGAUCUGCUUAUGGGACAAGAAUAUUGCUCCCUACUGGGAAGCUAUGGAUGGACGUUUAGUCAAGAAAGUGGAACUGCAGCCAAGUUCAGAGGAAUAUCAGGAUGUUGUAAAGAAUUUCUAUAAGACAGCUGGGAACUACAGAAUUGUCAAAGUGGAGAGGAUCCAAAACCGGUAUCUGUGGGUUUCUUAUUGCUGGAAACAAAGCUGGAUGGAGAAGAGGAAUCCAGAAAGGACACAGAAUGAACUCAUUCUCUAUCAUGGGACACAGCCAGAGAAUCACUCUUCUAUUUGUGAGAUUGGCUUCAAGAAUGCUUUCCGGAAGGAAGGUGUAUUUGGACAAGGCAUUUAUUUUUCCAUGACUGCUGACCUUUCUGUGUCCUAUGCCAGACCAGAUCUUCGAGGGCUCCAAUACAUUUUUCAAGCACGGGUUCUGACUGGGGAGUAUGUUUUAGGGAAUCAAAGUAUGGUGUUGCCUCCAGUGAAGCAAGGGGGAAAAAGCCGGUAUGAUAGUUUAGUGAAUGUUCUUGAGAAGCCAAACAUUUUUGUGAUAUUCUUUGAUGAUCAUGCAUACCCUGAAUACUUGAUCACCUUCUGUGGCCCAACACAGUUCUGAGGGAAGAGAAACAAUAUAAGUGGAAUACAAGUGGAAUCAAAUAGAUUCUAUGUCGUGAAGAAAAUGGAUUCCAGGCGGGAACUGGGCAGGAUUUCUUCAGGGUGUAUAUAGUGUAUUGGUUGGGGCGAGGGAGGUUUGGGGGAGGGAUAAUGAAACAUGCAAUUCAGUUUCAGGUGAGGCCAUAUCAUCUGGAAUUGGUUUGUGGGGCAUCCUCAUGUCAGGACAAAGAGGCUGUAUGAAUGUAUAAAUGAAUUGUACAGUUCCUAACAAAUCCUCCUAAACCCAACCCAGUUUACAUGUGUAAUACAGCUUUGCAAUUCUCAGCCUCCAAAAAUAUUAAGUGCAAUUUUGGUCACAGGCCACCUAUCCUUGUUUGUUUUGUCCAUCUUUCUAAAAUCACC
Messenger RNA from Python bivittatus (Burmese python), 5763 nucleotides. RefSeq lists its product as uncharacterized. Gene Ontology annotation, biological process: negative regulation of gene expression; nucleoside metabolic process; protein poly-ADP-ribosylation. Lineage: Eukaryota; Metazoa; Chordata; Lepidosauria; Squamata; Pythonidae. Gene Ontology annotation, molecular function: transcription corepressor activity; NAD+ poly-ADP-ribosyltransferase activity. The record is from RefSeq and is a predicted model, not a curated record. Gene Ontology annotation, cellular component: nucleus; cytoplasm.